GAUCUCACUUACAUUUUGCCUCUAACUAUGUACGCUAAUUCGUCGUUAAUUAGAUUGGAUUUGAGCCAUUGGGUGUUUGAUAAAGGACAGGUCAUAGCUUGGAACUCUUUAAAGAGCCUAAAGCUGGAUUGGAUAGAGUUAGAUGAUGAUGAUAUUGUGAACUUACUGUCAGGUUGUCCUGCUUUGGAAACUUUGAAAUUGUCAGCAUUCCAUGGUUUUCAUCUUCUUGAAAUUACCUCUUUAAAUGUAAAGAGACUAACGUUGGCUGGCUAUUUGAAGCCUUGUGAUGGAAAUGAGGAGCUUUUGGAAAUUAUUGCCCCACAUAUUCAGCAUUUGGAUAUUUCAGGAGAUCUUGGACAUCUCAAGUGUAGGCUAGUAAAUGUAUCCUCUUUGGUUUCUGCCAGCCUUCCUUUUGAGACUACAUGUAUCACUGAAUCUCGGGAUGAAGAUGAAGAUGCUGAUGAGGAAGACAUGUGUCGUGAUUAUCAUCAAGUUUCCGAGAACCUUGUUCUGGACUAUCUUCAAAAGUUGAGUCGUGUGACUCAGCUAACAAUUGGAAGUUGGUUCGCAAAGGUUGUAUUCAUGUUGGAAGAAAAUGAACAUGAAGAAGUGUCACUUCCAGAAUUGAGAUGCAAAUGUCUAACGUUAGAGAUGCAUGUGACAGAGUAUAAUUUGUAUGGAGUAGCUAGCCUAUUGCGGGCAUCACCUCUUUUGGAGACACUGAACAUACACUUGGGAGUUAAGUUGACUGAUUUCCACUGCGAACUUGAGCUAAGCUAUUUCGAUGAAGUAGAUAAUAUCAGUUUGUGGAAUUGGAUUUCUGACAUUGUGUUUCCCAAUCUCAAGAAUGUUAAGAUUGUCGGCUGCACAGAGAAAUGUCCGAAGGAGUUCUGGUGUGAAUGGGGUGAUAAGCUUUUCAAACUUUCGAAGUUUCUUAUAAAGAAUGCAGUGGCUUUAAAGAAGUUUGUUAUCGUAGGAAAGAGAAGAAAAUGCUGGAAAUGUAAAGAGAGCUGUUUCUCCCGGUAUUUAUCGGGAAUUGCAAAGAAACUGUUAGACAUUCCAAGAUCAUCUAAGAAUGUUGUUAUUACUUAUGAAAAGUAUGCUUUGCACGACUAGACUGGACGUGGUUUGGUAGCGGAGUACUAGAAAUGUCACCUUAUAUUGUAGGUUUUUAUUUACUGCAGAUGUCAUCUUGAACUUGUAAUGUUUUGGAUGCUUGGUUUCUCAUGAAGCCUUUGUUUGUUGCACUCUAGACAUCGCAUAUGUGCUUAGAAUUUUCUUGCAA
Messenger RNA from Lycium barbarum (goji berry), 1285 nucleotides. RefSeq names its product F-box/LRR-repeat protein At3g03360-like. NCBI's taxonomy places the organism in Eukaryota, Viridiplantae, Streptophyta, Magnoliopsida, Solanales, Solanaceae. The record is from RefSeq and is a predicted model, not a curated record. Bases 28 to 1116 code for a protein of 362 amino acids. The transcript has 3 exons.